CUAACCCUAUAUAAUUUGAUGAUUAUUGAAAUAAUUAUUGAAAUAAAGGAAUCCUCCGCAUCAAUAAAACCUCACAUCGUCACCGGCGAAAUCAAUAUUGGCUGAUCAUUGCCCAUCGCCGACCAGGUUGCGAUCGGUGAGCAGCCAUGGAAGAAAAGGGUUCGGAGUCUGCCUCGCUAACCACCAGACGAGUCGAGAAAGGAUCUCACGACUGGGUGGUGCAACCCUACCACUGCCGCAGAAAGUACGGCGUCGACAAGCCACUCGAGAGCGAGGAGUUCUGGAUGUGCGGCCGCCGUUGGGUGCUCCUCCUGUUCCCGGACGGGAAAACCACUGUUGCCUACUGGUGGGGAUACGCCUCUCUAUUUCUAAUUCUCAGGGACGACGAGAGUACUACCGGCGACAUUAUUCACGUCGCGAUGUGUUUCUCGGUUUUGGACCAGUCCGGCGAAGGCAAUGAUUGGGUAAAUGACUUCGGCGGAAGGAUAUCAUCUCUGGAACCGGGCGUGAAGCUCGGGGAAAUUAACUACAUUGGGCGAAGGGAGCUGGAAUCCCCGAACUAUCUGAGAGACGAUUGCUUGAGAAUUCGCUGCGAAAUUAAACUCGUCACUUCUGAGGUUGAGACCCUGCCUCUUAUCAAGGUCCCGAAAUCGAGCAUCGCGGAAGACUUUGGCAAGCUGUUGGAAAGCAAGGCAGGAGCUGACGUGCUAUUCCGAGUCGGGGGCGAAAGCUUUUCCGGGCAUAAGUGGAUAUUAGUAGCCUCAUCUCCCGUUUUCCGGUCACGUAUUUUAAAUUGUCCGCAAUCACAGGAGGAGAUUGUUAUCCCAGAUAUGGAGCCCAGAAUAUUCAAGGCGAUGCUGUGGUUUAUCUACACAGGAACGCUGGUGGAAGAAGACGAAGAAGAAAAUGAUGUUAGUUAUUCUGCUUCAUUUAUGGGGAAAAUUCUUGCGGCAGCUCAUCAAUUUGAACUGCGAAAACUUAGGAAGGUCUGCGAAUCAAGCUUUCUACAAAAAAUUUCAGCAGAAUCAGUUGCAUACUUGUUACAUCUCGCAGACCUUUAUCACGCAACUGAAUUAAAAGCAGCAUGUCUUAGAUUUGCAGCUGAAAAUCGUCUGGCUGUCUUGGAUUCGGAAGGAUGUGAAUACCUUAGGCAAUCUUUCCCAUCAUUGUAUUUGGAGUUGGCCUACCCAAAUCCGUCUACCAGCGAACGAAAGGAACUUGACUUCUGGAGCAAAAUGACAUCCCGUUUAAUGGAGCUCUUUUGAUCUGUUCUCAGCUCUCGGUGUAAGUGAAACGAUGGACAGGCUAAAGAAGCUCCACAGGACAUUCAUGGUUGGUUUUUCAAAAGUAUCAUUGUGGAUGAUUUUUGCUGUGAACUUCUACUUUAGUUUUAUUAGGGACCACAUAUUUUACAAGAAAAUAAGUUGAAGUGUUUGACGUGAAUUGGUUUUUCAUGGCUGCUUAUCUUUGAUUCGGGUAUUCAUUUUGUUUUGUCGGCGCCUUCCAUUAAUAUUCAAGUUGUCUUCUGACUUGCUGAUGUAGUCUAAAAAAUGAGAAAGGAGAAGCUUUAAUUUUGUGUUGUAUUAAGUAAUGAGAGAAUGAUUCAAGUUAUCGGCUAAAUGGGUUAUCAACAUAUCCUCAUGAAUUUUGAAACGUAUAGAAUGAUCCCGAGUGUUCUGUAUUGUUGUACGAACAAUUGUAAAGUUUGUAAUUUGCGG
This is a messenger RNA of Striga asiatica, 1718 nucleotides long. The record is from the annotation of a GenBank genome assembly. NCBI's taxonomy places the organism in Eukaryota, Viridiplantae, Streptophyta, Magnoliopsida, Lamiales, Orobanchaceae.